GAGGCAAGGGAGCUGGAAGCAGAGUGGACUGAGCAGCUGGUAGGGGAGACAGCAGUCAAGGCACCAGUCACCCCACAUAGAGCACCAGCUCCCUCCUGCCUGAAGAUGUUCGACCGAAUUUGGGCAGCUCUGCUCUACCUCUAUGGUAUUCUCCUUAAUUCCAUCUACCAGUGCCCUGAGCACAUCCAACUGACAACUCUAGGAGUGGAUGGGAAGGAGUUCCCAGAGCCCCACCUGGGCCAGUGGUACUUUAUCGCAGGGGCAGCUCCCACCAAGGAGGAGUUGGCGACUUUUGACCCUGUGGACAACACUGUCUUCAACAUGGCUGCUGGCUCAGCCCCGAUGCAGCUCCAGCUUCGUGCUACCAUCCGCACGAAAAAUGGGCACUGUGUGCCCCGGAAAUGGAUCUACCACCUGAUCGAAGGAAGCACAAAUCUCAGAACUGAAGGCCGCCCUGACAUGAAGACUGAGCUCUAUGCCAGCUCAUGCCCUGGUGGAAUCAUGCUGAAAGAGAUGGGCCAGGGUUACCAGCGCUUUCUCCUCUACAAUCGCUCACCACACCCUCCGGAGAAGUGUGUGGAGGAAUUCCAGUCCCUGACUUCCUGCUUAGACUCCAAAGCUUUCCUACUGACUCCCAGGAAUCAAGAGGCCUGUGAGCUGUCCAGUAUCUGAUCUGUAACUUCAUCUACAUCCCCAGAUGGUACGGUGGGAGCUGAGUUGUUGGGGGGAGAAGCUGGAGACUCCUGACUCCCCUUCAAGAAUAAUAAAGAUGAUUUUUCAAUCCUCA
Molecule: messenger RNA, 787 nt
Organism: Propithecus coquereli (Coquerel's sifaka)
Lineage: Eukaryota; Metazoa; Chordata; Mammalia; Primates; Indriidae
Gene: APOM
Product: apolipoprotein M
Exons: 6
Coding region: 106-672 (188 amino acids)
Biological process (GO): high-density lipoprotein particle remodeling; high-density lipoprotein particle clearance; high-density lipoprotein particle assembly
Cellular component (GO): low-density lipoprotein particle; very-low-density lipoprotein particle; high-density lipoprotein particle
Molecular function (GO): phospholipid binding; lipid carrier activity
Source: RefSeq, a predicted model, not a curated record